Molecule: messenger RNA, 1548 nt
Organism: Lotus japonicus
Lineage: Eukaryota; Viridiplantae; Streptophyta; Magnoliopsida; Fabales; Fabaceae
Product: protein SOMBRERO
Exons: 4
Coding region: 456-1412 (318 amino acids)
Biological process (GO): regulation of DNA-templated transcription
Molecular function (GO): DNA binding
Source: RefSeq, a predicted model, not a curated record
UCUUGGCUUCUUUCAUUUGUGACUUUAUUUACAUAUUUGAAGAAACCUUUUUGGAUCUUCAAUUUAGUACUGCUUAAUUAUGGCUCCAAACUCAUUCUUCAAUCAUGAAUUUAGCUUUCAUAGCUCUUGUUUCAGAUACACAUGCAUGUUUGGUUCAAACUCUCAGUUUUAAGAAGGAAGCAAUGAAGAAGGGUUUUCAUUCAACUUAAUUAAAAAUGAUCAGUUAUAGUUUUUUACAAAGUAGCAUACAAAAUCAUAUAGAGACUGCUCACUUUUCCUUCUUUCUCCCUCAUUUUUCCUUCUUAUCUCUUUGGGGUUGUACUGAACCCUCUCCAUGCAGACUCAUGGCAUGGCUAUUUUGGCUUUUUGUUCAAGCAACAUCAUGGAUAUGGGGCAUACAUGUUCCUGUUUUUCUGCUGUGUGUGGACGAAUAAAAGAGCUGCAGACAGUACAGAAUGAUGCAGGGCAGUGGACAACUAGCAGUUCCUCCAGGGUUCAGGUUCCACCCUACAGAUGAGGAGCUUCUGUACUAUUACCUGAGGAAGAAGGUUUCUUAUGAAGCUAUUGAUCUUGAUGUCAUAAGAGAAGUAGAUCUCAACAAACUUGAGCCUUGGGACCUCAAAGAUAAGUGUAGGAUUGGGUCAGGGCCUCAGAAUGAGUGGUAUUUCUUUAGCCACAAGGACAAGAAAUACCCAACAGGAACAAGAACAAAUCGAGCAACCACAGCUGGUUUUUGGAAAGCAACUGGAAGGGACAAAGCCAUAUACCACAGCAAUUCCAAGAGGAUUGGCAUGAGGAAAACCCUUGUCUUCUACACCGGCCGCGCACCUCAUGGCCAGAAGACUGACUGGAUCAUGCAUGAGUACCGCCUUGAUGACGAUGAUGCUGAGGUUCAGGAAGAUGGGUGGGUGGUUUGCAGGGUGUUCAAAAAGAAAAACACAACUAGAGGUUUCCAGCAGCAAGAAAUUGAAGAAGAAGAGCACUUUAGCCACAUGAUGAGACCAACAAAUAAUGGUCCUUGCCACCAGAUUCUAGAGUCAAAACACCAUCAUCACAAUAUGCAAGGACUAUAUGAUAGCAGCAGCUUUGAUGGGACAAUUCACUUACCACAGCUAUUCAGUCCAGAAUCAGCAGCUGUAGCACCCACUAAUUGCAUGAACACCAUGGACAUCCUUGAGUGCUCCCAAAACUUGUUGAGGCUCACAACAACAACAACUGGCUGUGGACUCAAUCUCAUGCAGCAACAGCAAGGAGAUCAGAGGUUCACUGGUGAUUGGUCUUUCUUGGACAAGCUACUAGCAUCACACCAUCCUACUCAGCCUCACCAUGCUGUGGGAAGUACUUCAGCUCAGAAAUUUCCAUUCCAUUAUCUUGGCAAUGAGGCCCAUGAUAUUAUGAAAUUUUCCAAGUGAGGUGAUGAAAACCUUAUAACAUGUGUGUUAUACAAAAGAGAGGAGAGAAAUUUGGUUUUUAAUUAGUAUAAGUAUUCUGCUAUAUACACUCCUUGAAAUUCCACUCAUUAAUUUAGUUAUUUCUUUUGAAUAUCAA